Loa loa (African eye worm) is the source of this 318-nucleotide messenger RNA. RefSeq lists its product as hypothetical. The transcript is spliced from 4 exons. NCBI's taxonomy places the organism in Eukaryota, Metazoa, Nematoda, Chromadorea, Rhabditida, Onchocercidae. Bases 1 to 318 code for a protein of 105 amino acids. The record is from RefSeq and is a predicted model, not a curated record.
AUGCCUACAAAGUGUUCCUUAUCAGUCAUUUUGUCAUUUUCAUUUGCAAGCAAUAUGUCCAUUGAAUCAAAAGAUGAAAAAAUUACAAUUUGGAUUGAUAAUGGUGAUAAGAAAGCGGAACUUCAUACUAAAACACCAUGUUGUGAUACAAACAGUACACUAGAUGGAAGUAUUGCUGCAGCUAAUGAGUUAUCAUUAUAUGCUGGACAUAAAAGUCUUCCAUUAAUUACGGCAUUUUUUAAAAGUUUCAAUGUUCAAAAUGUUGAUGAUAAUAAAGAUGUACAAAAAAAGUGUACUGAUAAUAUGUUUAUUAAAUGA